UGAAGUAUCGGUUCACAACAUUUUGUUGCUGAAGCUCAUGUUUUUUGGUCCUUGAAUGUUGAUUAAGCUCUCUCUUUACAACUUAUUUCUCUUUGCUCCAGUAUUAUCACGUUCCUCUCAUACUAGUAUCAUCCUCCAUUUACACAUUUCAUGAAUGUCUGGCCAUGUAGUAGUUUUAACCAGCGGUUCGACUAAACGAGAUGAAAGUUAAAGUUUCCAUUGUCUUGUGAAUACAAUUGGAGAUUCCCGACAUUUCGUAAAAGGGCAGAGUUUGGAGUCUUUUUAUCAUAAUGGUAGAUCAUCAAAAGGUUUUUUCAUGCUUUCAAUCUUAUUCGGUUUUGGUCAUAAUACCUAUCAUGUAGACUUUGUGCUCAGUAGGUUCUUAUGCAGAGAUACGGAAGUUCUAUUUUGCUAGAAUUUCCAUUUUACAUCAUUUCUCCCUUACCUACUUUUUUCCUAUUCCAAAUGACGUACGUUCAAUUCUCUCUUGGCUGCUCAUGGCCUCAUCUUACUUAUUCUCUUGAAUGCGUUCAGAGGUUCGAGAAGGCAAUUAUCACCAACUGAUCGACAUCGAGCCUCCAUGAUUCAUCUCGCCAUCAGUCUCAUGAACUUUUCCCAAAUUUCAAAAACUAAGUAUCGGCGUCAUCCGGGUCCCAGGCGAUACUUCUGGCGUGACUUCUGUGGUUCGGCGGAAGUCUAGCACGUUGUAUAGAGCAGUAGGCUUCCAGCUCGAGACAAUAAUGUGAGAUCUAACUUACCCUUCUGUACCUGAAUUGUGUCGAGCACUACAGCAGAGAUACAGCUUAUAUCUAAGUUUGAUUAAUGAUUCUGAGGUCCUAGGUCCUGAAAUUGUUUCCGAAUGUACUGGUCUGGUCCGCUUGGCACAUUGCUACUCUGUUAACAAUAAUGAAUAUCAGUUCCCAAAUUCUCGCGAUACUGCAGGCACAAAUACGAAUUCGUUUUGCAUAGGAAAUAGUCAGCGGGACAAGAAGGGAUUACUUACAAGAUUAACACAAUUCUCGGUUCUCUAUAUUGCUGUCAGAUUGAGGUGACUUUCGUUUCUUUUGGGGAUUCGUUGCGUAAGGAACCUCUCAAUUUGGAUACAAGCAAUAAUAGCAAUAAUAGACCUUUGUGUAUGGAUUCAACUUGCCUAAAGAGUCACUAUGAACAAGACAAAGGUAAACCUGGUCUAAGUUGUAGUGGCUACCUACCAGGUUUCACCUUUGGAGCUUGCGAUCGUCACUGCUAGCACCAAAUGAUUAAAGAAUUCAAUACACAUCAUUUUAAAUUGUCAA
Molecule: messenger RNA, 1295 nt
Organism: Sclerotinia trifoliorum
Lineage: Eukaryota; Fungi; Ascomycota; Leotiomycetes; Helotiales; Sclerotiniaceae
Source: the annotation of a GenBank genome assembly